ACGUGUUCUAUGUAUUCAAUUUCCUGUCAUCUUAUUACUUUCCUUUCUCUAUGACUAUUUUGUAAUCGAAAAUGAAACUUUCCAAUGGGAUAGUAUGCCUAAAAUUAUUGGUAGACUCUUAUAAUUUUUAUAUCAUGGGAGUUUCAUAUUAAAUGUAGAAAAUAUAGUACCUAAAAGGAAUUUCUACCCAGAAUUUUAGCUAAUUUGUGUAUAUGCAAGCAAUUGAAGUUAGUUUUAGAUAAUUUACCUCCAUAUGUACACCUAAACAUACCUUCUAUCAAAUUCUAUAUGUGUUUUUAUUUAAAAAUUUCAGCUGUUAAUGUGGACGAUGAAAGUAUCUAAUGAACGAAAUUCAAAAAUGAUAUCAAACAAAAAUAAAUAUGAUAAUCACUCGGGAAAGAAGUGCCCCCUGCUGAAAGUAGUAUUACUUGGUGAUAGUAAUGUUGGGAAGACUUGUCUAAUGAGUCGUUUUGUCAAAGAUCAGUUUAAUUUUGAUACGUACUGUACUAUCGGUGUGGAGUUCCUAGAGAAGGAUGUUUACAUCAAAGAUAAUGUAUAUAAAUUACAAAUCUGGGAUACUGCUGGCAAUGAACGCUUCCACAGUCUGAGGAUUCCUUUCUAUCGUGGUACCGAUAUUUGCAUACUAACAUACAGUGUAGACAAUAUGCAAAGCUUUGAAAAUUUGAGUGUAUGGAAGAAAGAAUUUUUAUAUUAUGCUGAUAUACGGAAUCCAGGAAAUUUUCCUUUUAUGGUUAUAGGAAAUAAAAUAGAUUUAGACUCAGAAAAGAAGGUUGUCACUACUGAACUCCUGACAUCGUGGAUAACCAAUAACGGAUGUCCGCCGUUUGUAGAAACAAGUGCUAAAGAUGCAACAAAUGUGCCAUUGGCUUUUAGAUUAGCAGUUGAAAACUGGUUGAAAAUGGAAAACAAAAAUGAGAAACAGUUUGAAGGUGAAACUGUGAUAUUAACUGAUCAUUCACAAAAUUCAAAUUGUUGUAAUUAAAUUUUAUAAUAAUCACAAAUUCUUACCAAAGACAAUUAUUGUUAUUUACUGUUCAUUAAAGUUAUAUUAUUAUUUAAUACUUUAAAAAAAAUGUAAUUUUAU
Centruroides sculpturatus (bark scorpion) is the source of this 1105-nucleotide messenger RNA. Its product is annotated as ras-related protein Rab-9B-like. Gene Ontology annotation, biological process: retrograde transport, endosome to Golgi. The record is from RefSeq and is a predicted model, not a curated record. Gene Ontology annotation, cellular component: phagocytic vesicle; lysosome; late endosome. Gene Ontology annotation, molecular function: GTPase activity; GTP binding. The coding region runs from base 320 to 1003 and encodes 227 amino acids. Lineage: Eukaryota; Metazoa; Arthropoda; Arachnida; Scorpiones; Buthidae. The transcript is spliced from 2 exons.